Molecule: messenger RNA, 2361 nt
Organism: Nerophis ophidion (straightnose pipefish)
Lineage: Eukaryota; Metazoa; Chordata; Actinopteri; Syngnathiformes; Syngnathidae
Product: 7SK snRNA methylphosphate capping enzyme-like
Exons: 8
Coding region: 399-2126 (575 amino acids)
Biological process (GO): snRNA modification; rRNA modification
Molecular function (GO): snRNA binding; rRNA (adenine-N6,N6-)-dimethyltransferase activity; O-methyltransferase activity
Source: RefSeq, a predicted model, not a curated record
UGUUGUCAUUUGUCACUUGACGUCAAUGCCAGUACCAGACUGUGGAGGAGAAGAAACUAACAGCUAGCAUGGCUGACUGUAUAUUUGCGUUGUCGUCUGUCAGAGAUAUAUCUGCGGCGUGCAUACAUUGACACACGCGUACAUCUUGACAGCUGUAAGCUCGAAUUUUUCACGUUUUUUGGGGCUUCAUAGACGAGUUGGAAAUGCGUUGGUAACUUCGAACGGGUGGCUAAUGACAAGCUAAUGUUAGCAGGAUUUAUCCCGCCAUUGGUAGAGACAGCGGCGGGGGCGUGGUUAGAGGUCGGCCGAGAAAGGUACUCGCUCCAACAUUUCUAUUCAAGCUCAAGCUUUCUUCAAAUUCGUGCUUGUGGAUCGUUUGGCAACAACAAGUAGGUAAAAUGAUGUCACUGGAGAAGUCUGAAAAAGUUUCCAUCAGCCACUGUCCCUUUCCCCCUAAAACCGGCAAUAGUCAGAGCUCCAUGACGGCACCUGCUCAGCGUAUCUCCAGGAAGCGUUAUUCUGUGGGUGUUCCUUUUAAAAGACCGGCCAAACGUCGUCACCGCGACAGCAGUGAUGGUCAAAUGGAGUCAGUACUACCCACGCACUUUUUGAUGGGCGGAAACAUCUUUGACCCACUAAAUCUGAACUCUUUGUUGGAUGAUGAUAUCAACAGGUCAACCAAUCAGGAGACUCAGAAGUGUUCGCCCCUACCACCCAGGAACAAAGGCCCUGUAGAGAUUUUGGUUCCUCGAGACAUUACUGACCCUUUAAACCUGAAGGGGGAUGAAAAGGGUGUCCUACUGUCUCCAUUAAAGUCCAGGAGGAGACACAGAAACCGACACGGAGGAGAAAAAGUAGCGAUGCCCGCACAACCAUUUCCCUUCACUGAUCGACUAACCGUUGCAUUGUUGGCAGGAGAGGGCAGUGCUCUUAUUUCUCCACUUCCUUGUGAACUUAACACUGCUAUCACCUGUCGAGAGGACAUUGCUCCAUCCCCUGUCCUUUCCAGAAGACACACACACCCUCCUCCAGGGGCCGCCCACAAUUCAGGUGACCACCGUCGCAAGAGUCGACGACGCACCACCUCGACAAAGUCGUCCCAUCUCAUCUCUGACUUGGUCACUAAGACAACCUGGUUCCAGACACCGUUAGUGGGAGGGGAGGGAACUGUCCGGUGUACAAGUAAAGCAGUUGCUGUUCAGCCACCGAAGAAGGACAAACACCGCUACCAGUAUGGCAACCACUGCCACUACUAUGGUUACCAUGGUUUCUAUGGCGUCGGAUGGGAGGGUCGUGUCGGGCCCCAGGAGGACUUACGGCUCCGCUUGCUGGAAGCUGACUGGUUCAGAGACAAAAAAGUGCUGGAUGUAGGCUGCGGUGCUGGUCACUUGACAUUAAGUGUUGCCCGUGAGUUUAACCCUGCACAUAUCCUGGGGGUGGAGCUCGAUGGGAGAUUGGUUCAUGCUGCAAAGCAGAACAUCAGGCAUUUCCUGUCACAUGAUCUGGUGGAGGAGGAAGCAAAGAGGGGAGGCUCCACUAUGUCUUUGUUUUCUCCAAGGAUGGAAGGAGUCAAAACAAAGGGGAAGAAAGACUUAAUGCAGCAGGGAGAGGAAGAUGAAUCUUUGCGUCUCUUCUCCUUUCCCUUGUCUUUGAGGGUGAGUCGUGGUCCUCUGGCAGCUCCUCCUCUGUUCCUUGCUGCUCCUCGACCUCCCUGCAGAUUUCCUAACAACAUCUCAUUUAUCCAGGGUGACUAUGUGUCAGAGCAGGAGUUCUGGCCUGGGCGAGGUCAGUACGAUGUCAUCAUCUGUCUGGGUGUGACCAUGUGGGUGCAGCUGCAGGCAGGUGAUGGAGGUCUUGUCCGACUGUUUAGACGAGUCUAUCAGAGCCUGUCGCCAGGCGGGUUGUUCGUUCUCGAGCCACAACCGUGGCAACGUUAUGGUCGGCGCAAGAAAGCCUCGGCAACAACGGUCCAUCACUACAGGGGUUUGCAGCUGAGACCUGAACAGUUCACCUUUUACUUGAUGAACAAUGUCGGCUUCAGCUCUUACAGACUCCUCACACACACUGGUAAGCAACAGCCUAUCUACCUGUUCCACAAAAGUUCCGGCCACACGGACAGGAAGUGACAUCCUAAUGUUGCUCCUUGGCGGGCGGCUGUUACAAACAGAAUGACGCUGCUUUUUGAUGAUAAUAUGCUGAGCAGUGCUCCUGUCAUAUGGUUGGAUGGUUAGUCUUUUACUCGAUUAUGGACUCAGGAUCCUGACAGGACUCUGAUUGGUGACUUCAGACUGGAACUGACCUACUUUGCAUAAGGAAAGGUUUUCUCAUGGUGUUUGAUUAAACUGUUUUCUUGCAGAACCA